AUGCAAAACAUUAAAGAUGCUGCUAGCGCUGUUUCAGAAAAAGCUAAAGAAGUGACAAGUGGUGCCUCAUAUGAAGCUAACAAAGAAGCAGCCAAGAAUGAUAAUUUAUCAGCAGGUAGCCGAAUUGGCCAUGGUGUCGAUGCUGUUAAAGACAAAGUCGAACAAAAAGGCCAUGAAGCUAAGAAAGAAGGACACAAAGAAGCUGCUGAAGAACGAGGUGUCAUUGGUUCAAUUGGUGACACAAUCUCCAAUGCUUAUAACUUUGUUGCUGAAAAAGUUUCAGAAGUAACAAGCGGUGCAUCUUAUGAAGCCAACAAAGAAAAAGUAAAAGAUUCAGACAAUACAGUUGGUGAACGUAUUGGUGCUGGAUUUUCAGCUGUUGGUGACAAGAUUGAAGAAAAAUCUCACAAAGCUAAAGCCGAAGCACACAAAGAAUCCUUGUAA
Molecule: messenger RNA, 444 nt
Organism: Adineta steineri
Lineage: Eukaryota; Metazoa; Rotifera; Eurotatoria; Adinetida; Adinetidae
Source: the annotation of a GenBank genome assembly